Messenger RNA from Linderina pennispora, 1839 nucleotides. RefSeq lists its product as uncharacterized. The record is from RefSeq and is a predicted model, not a curated record. NCBI's taxonomy places the organism in Eukaryota, Fungi, Kickxellomycota, Kickxellomycetes, Kickxellales, Kickxellaceae. The transcript has a single exon. Bases 51 to 1700 code for a protein of 549 amino acids.
AAAAGAUCAACUGCAUCCACCUCAAUGUCAUCAAUCGCAUGCUUGCAGAUAUGGACCUGAAGCUAUCUUCCGCCCAGAACGCCUUACCUAGCAUUCUCAGUCUUAUUUUCGACCGUAUCAAGUAUGGCAAGAAGCUAAAAAACGAAUGGGAAAGGUUGGAUCAAAUAAGGAAGACUGGCGGUGCUGAGUCGCUUCGUUCGAUUGCUCAGGUCUGCCGCUCGUGGAGAACUGCUGCGUUGCCUUACUUUUACGAAAACGCCGUAACCCUUCUAGAGCCUGUGCUGGGAACAUCCGCUUAUUAUCCCAGAGUGGUUUACCCGGAUCUUUCUAUGGCAGCCGCUGGUGGGCAUAGCCAGCUUGUCCGUUCGGCGCAUUUCCGCCUCUCCCUUGACCAUAUUAUUGACGGUACCUCCACCCACUUGCUGGAUGCUGGCGCUCUUUCUACGGCGACUUUCCCAAACGUGACUGAGCUCGUGCUUGAUUUGUACAGCAGUGAUGAUAUUCCGCAGGGCAACCAUUCGGCAAAAGUCGGUUCUUUCAUUGAGCGCAUCCGCCAGCUGUUUCCCAACGCACAGGACAGUUCGCUCGUUGUUCGUUCAGGGUCGUGGAUUGACUAUGAGUAUAUAUGCCGGAACUUAAUGGGAAUUAUCGCUCCAGCACCAAGAACCUUAAUAUUCCGCGACCUGGCGAAUGAGGAUGCUGUUCUGCGUGGUGGUUUCAGCACCGGGAUUCAGCGUAUGCAUCUUGAAACGCACCAUUCCACUGAAUGUCCAAUUGUUCAUUCAAACAGGGAUACCGUCGAAGAGCUGGUGCUCCGCAUAGCACCGUAUUAUGGCGAAGAUAUGACUGAGGGGAAUAUAUCAGACAGCCUGGAAUCCUUAUUCAGCUACACGUACCCGAAGCUCACUAGCCUAUCCAUCGAGACCGGGCAGGAUAUGGAGGGGCGGUUUAGUUUGCCUGAUAUUAACCCGUUUCCAUCGCUGACCACCCUUUCCCUGAACACAUACUGUGGCUUCGACAUUGGUGUUAUUGUUGACAGUGUCGGCGAAAACCUAACAUCGCUUACGCUAUAUCUCACGGAUCACUUGUUCAAAUCGCUUUGUGGCCGCGUGUUCCCUAGCCUCGCAUGUGUCCGUAUUCGGGAAACUGCCAUAGCAAGUGGGCGCUAUGGUAUCGGCGAUGUAGUUGAGGCGGCACAUCUACCGUUUUUGAUUGCACCAAAUGCCGAGCAUAUCGAGAACUACUACCAUUCAUUGCCUUUCCACCGGUCUCUGCAAUCUUUCAUCCCGCAAAACCACUCGAACCCGCAGCUUCGUCAUCUGAUUGUCAGAAAGGUCAUGCCUACCCUCGGCAGAUUCCAACAAAUCCUGGCCUGUUUCCCGGGACUCACUAGGAUUGGGAUUUACGGAGUCCGAGCCGACGAAGGAUAUGAUCCUACUCGCUCAGACAGCGAUAUUAGUAGGCUGUUGACAGAGCUCCCGAUCUUUAGUACUAGUCUGAGACGGAUUGAUUUGCAGCUAUGGAGGAAUAUCGGUCCGCACCUGGUCGUCGCUAUCGCAAAGUUGCCUCUCCUAAGGAUGGUCACUAUCGGAGCUGCCAGCAAUACUCUGAGUCAAUACAGGAAAGAAAUCGGUAAACCGAUAUACGACGAGUAUCGCGACAGCUUGAGCAGACCGAUAUUCUGUAGCAAGGCCCACUGAUGGAAGCAGCUUCACUUCCGUUUGCAAUAUAAUUGUUUUAGCCCUCAGUGCCUUCAUACCCGUGUGCUAUAUAUGGUAUAUUAUCGUUGUUGGACUUGAGGCAAGGUGUUGCAAUCUGCUGCUAAUAAAUGAAUCGGUC